AAACAUCCCCCUCCUCGCAAAAAUCUUUCAUAGACCCAUAAUUUGAUUCUGUAUUUUGUAAUAUGUCAACCGGUGGCACCGCCACCAAUUCAGCCAGCGGUAGUCCCAGAGUGGCCGGCAGCGGACUCACCAUCCACCACCGACGCCCGGUUAUGGAGAACGACCCUGAAAAAUUAUCAGAUCAUAUACAAAUCGGAUUUGAUAAUUACUAUGGUGAUAAUAACAAUAAUGCAAAUAUUAUUAACGCUGGUACCGGAAACCUCCCUUAUCACCACCAUCAUCAUCCUCGUACAAUAGUACGAUAUUUAUUAGCGUGUAAAUGGGUGCCUGAAAGUUUGAUUUUUAGAGUAGAAGAAUGGUUAUUGAGUUUUGGUUCAAUUAUGGCGUGUUUAGGAUCAAGAAAUAAUAUGGGUCGUACGAUUUUGGGGAUAUUGUUGAUUCUGGUGAUGAUUUCUGUAUUUUUUAAGUUUUCAAUCGUUAUGAAUGGUGAUGUAAAUGGGAAUCUGAUGAGUAAAGAUAAUGGCCUUUUUGUUGUUCAGAAUUUUAAGAAUGAUUGGGUUAAUGCUCAAAAAGUUGUUUCUGAAACACAGUCCUCUGUUUCUGUUUCGUCUUCUGGUGGAGUUGCCCGGAAACGCCAGAUGAAGCAGUUGCCGGUACCAGAAAUAUGGAUGAAGCCACCUAGUGAUACUUACUACAAAUGCAUUGCUCGGCCUAGGGAUCGAAUAAGAACUGGAUCAUUGACUAAUGGAUAUGUCUUGGUUCAUGCCAACGGAGGAUUAAACCAGAUGAGAACAGGGAUAUGUGAUAUGGUGGCUAUUGCAAAAAUUUUGAAUGCCACUUUGGUUCUUCCUUCUCUUGAUCAUGAAUCCUUUUGGACAGAUCCCAGUGAUUUUAAAGAUAUUUUUGACUGGAGACGCUUCAUUGACGUUUUAAAAGAUGAUAUUGAGAUUGUUGAAUCUUUGCCACCAAAAUAUGCAGCUGUGUCCCCUAUUCAGAAGGCACCGGUCUCUUGGUCAAAGGCUAGUUACUAUAGAGGAGAGGUUCUUCCUUUACUAAAGAAGCACAAGGUGAUACAAUUUACGCAUACAGAUUCAAGGCUUGCUAACAAUGGCUUGGCAUCCUCUAUUCAGAGGCUUCGCUGUCGAGCAAAUUAUGAGGCUCUACGGUACACAAAUGAGAUCGAGGAGCUUGGAAAGAGGUUGGUGGAUAGACUUAGAGACAAUGGCAGACCGUACAUUGCUCUCCACUUAAGAUAUGAAAAAGACAUGUUAGCCUUUACUGGCUGCAGCAACAAUUUAACUGCUCCAGAGGCUGAAGAACUUCGUUAUAUGAGGUAUCAAGUGAAACACUGGAAAGAGAAAGAGAUAGACGGCAAUGAGAAACGACUACAAGGGGGCUGCCCUAUGUCGCCUAGGGAGGCUGCCUUGUUUCUUAAAGCAAUGGGCUAUCCCUCCACGACCAGGAUAUAUAUUGUCGCUGGGGAAAUUUAUGGCAACAACAGCAUGGAUGCAUUUCGAAAUGAGUAUCCUAAUGUUUUCUCUCACUCAACUCUUACAAUAACGGAAGAACUACAGACUUUCAGGCAUUAUCAAAACCGUCUUGCUGCCUUAGAUUAUCUCGUAGCCCUUGAAAGUGAUGUCUUUGUUUACACAUAUGAUGGCAAUAUGGCAAAGGCUGUGCAAGGGCAUAGAAGGUUUGAAGGAUUUCAAAAGACAAUUAGCCCCGACAGACUGAAUGUUGUAAGAUUGAUUGAUUUGUUGGAUAAGGGUGCGAUCACUCAAGAAGAGUUUACUUCCGAGGUCAAGGUUUUACAUUCCAACAGAUUAGGAGCUCCUUACUCUAGAGAAGCGGGAGAAUCUCCAAGAUUAGAAGAGAACUUUUAUGCAAAUCCUUUUCCAGGUUGUAUUUGUGAUAGAUCUUUGAUGGUAGCGAACAAACAUCAAAUUAACAAGAGACCGAGUUUGAAUGCUGCUGCACAAAGAUAAGGAUUUAUCUCAACUUGGUAACUGGUUGUAGAUUAGACAAAUAUUAGUAUUUGAUCUACAGUAUUAGGCAGCAAGCAGAAUCAAAGAGGACUUACGCCAUAUGAAUUACGUUGAUGAACAAAUCUUAAAGAAGCGAGCAACUUCUGAAGCAGAGAUGGUGGCUAAUGUGAAA
Messenger RNA from Solanum stenotomum, 2157 nucleotides. Its product is annotated as O-fucosyltransferase 19-like. The transcript is spliced from 8 exons. The coding region runs from base 63 to 1985 and encodes 640 amino acids. The record is from RefSeq and is a predicted model, not a curated record. Gene Ontology annotation, cellular component: cytoplasm. Lineage: Eukaryota; Viridiplantae; Streptophyta; Magnoliopsida; Solanales; Solanaceae.